Oncorhynchus nerka (sockeye salmon) is the source of this 829-nucleotide messenger RNA. RefSeq lists its product as uncharacterized. The transcript has a single exon. The record is from RefSeq and is a predicted model, not a curated record. Lineage: Eukaryota; Metazoa; Chordata; Actinopteri; Salmoniformes; Salmonidae. The annotation marks the transcript as partial.
CCACCCCAGGAAGAGGGAGAAUACCCCCAAUGCAUUGAGCAGCAGUAAUAGGAGAGGUAUUCAGAAGACUGACUUCCCAGAACCACAUCCAGAGGUCGAACUGGUCUCCAGUCUGGAACACCAGCUAAAGCCCCAACUCCAUACAGCCACAACUCCAACCAGCCCCAACUCCAUACAGCCACAACUCCAACCAGCCCCAACUCCAACCAGCCCCAACUCCAUACAGCCACAACUCCAACCAGCCCCAACUCCAACCUGCCCAUCUCCAUACAGCCCCAACUCCAUACAGCCCCAACUCCAUACAGCCACAACUCCAACCAGCCCCAACUCCAUACAGCCCCAACUCCAUACAGCCACAACUCCAACCAGCCCCAACUCCAACCAGCCCCAACUCCAACCAGCCCCAACUCCAACCAGCCCCAACUCCAUACAGACCCAACUCCAACCAGCCCCAACUCCAUACAGCCCCAACUCCAACCAGCCCCAACCCCAUACAGCCCCAACUCCAACCAGCCCCAACCCCAUACAGCCCCAACUCCAACCAGCCCCAACUCCAUACAGCCCCAACUCCAACCAGCCCCAACCCAACCAGCCCCAACCCAUACAGCCACAACCCAUACAGCCACAACUCCAACCAGCCCCAACUCCAUACAGCCCCAACUCCAACCAGCCCCAACUCCAACCAGCCCCAACUCCAUACAGCCCCAACUCCAUACAGACCCAACUCCAACCAGCCCCAACUCCAACAGACCCAACUCCAACCAGCCCCAACUCCAACCAGCCCCAACUCCAACCAGCCCCAACUCCAACUAGCCCCAACUCCAACUAG